Lodderomyces oxycetoniae is the source of this 1356-nucleotide messenger RNA. It is a transcript of the gene LAG1, whose product is annotated as sphingosine N-acyltransferase. The coding region runs from base 1 to 1356 and encodes 451 amino acids. The record is from RefSeq and is a predicted model, not a curated record. NCBI's taxonomy places the organism in Eukaryota, Fungi, Ascomycota, Pichiomycetes, Serinales, Debaryomycetaceae. The transcript has a single exon. Gene Ontology annotation, molecular function: sphingosine N-acyltransferase activity. Gene Ontology annotation, cellular component: membrane. Gene Ontology annotation, biological process: ceramide biosynthetic process.
AUGAGUUCAAAAACUACUGGUGCUUCAUUGGGUGGUGGUGGUGAUGAGAAUAGUCUAUCAUCAUCAUCAUCAUUACAUCCAGCCCACCAUAGACGUCAUCGUGCUUCAUCCUCUGUGGGUGAGAUCAACAUUGGUGACACUUCGGCCUCGUUGUCUACCAUGCCUACCACCAAAUCUUCCAGAAGAAAGUCAUUUGCAAGAAUGGUCCAAUUAAGAAGCGAAACAAAGUCAGAUUUCGCAAUCGCUGAAAAAUUGGUGGUUGGGUUUAGAGAGUUGACAUAUAGACAAACUUGGAUUUGGCCGUUUAUCCUUUUAAUACUAUCAGUCUUGGUAUUCUUUCUUUCAAAUCUGUCGGGAAAAAUUCAUCAAUUUUUGAGAUCAAUGAUGAUACCUUCAUACCAUAUUGAAGGUACAGAUCAAUAUGGUAAAGGCGAAAACGACUUUAAAUUUGUUGCUUAUUAUGCUGUAUUUUUCACUUUCUUGAGAGAAUUUAUGAUGUGCAUGAUAUUGAAACCUAUUAGUAUAUACUUGGGUAUCAAAAAUGAGGGCAAACAAAAGAGAUUUAUGGAACAAACUUAUGCCAUGUUUUACUACGGUAUAAGUGGGCCUUUUGGUUUAUGGAUCAUGUCAAGAACACCAAUGUGGUUUUUCGAAACAACACCAUUCUAUCUUGAGUACCCUCACAAGACUCAUGAUAUCUUUUUUAAAAUAUUUUACCUUGGACAAGCUGCAUUUUGGGUACAACAAUCAGUAGUCUUGAUUUUACAAUUGGAAAAACCAAGAAAAGAUUUCAAAGAGUUAGUUUUGCACCAUAUAAUCACCAUUGCCUUGAUUUGGUGUUCUUAUAGAUUCCAUUUCACUUGGAUUGGUAUUGAAGUAUUCAUAACCAUGGAUGUGUCCGAUUUCUUUUUGGCAAUAUCGAAAACUUUAAAUUACUUGGACUCAAAACUAACAGGACCAUUUUUUGUGCUUUUCAUUGGUGUAUGGGUAUACUUGAGACAUUACAUCAAUUUAAAAAUCUUGUGGUCUGUUUUAACUGAAUUUAGAACCGUUGGAGAAUGGGAAUUAAACUGGGAAACACAGCAAUACAAAUGUUACAUUUCGCAACCAAUUACUUUUUUCUUGAUCUUUGCAUUACAGCUAGUCAACACUUAUUGGUUAGUGUUGAUAUUGAGGAUCUUGUUCAGGUACAUCUUUGCAGGAGAACAAAAGGAUGAAAGGAGCGAUGACGAAGAGGAAGGGGAAGAAGGAGAAGAAGAAGAAGAAGAAGAAGAAGAAGAAGGAGAAGAAGACGACGAGGAAGAAGAUAAAAAAGUGGAAUCAAAAUACAAAAACGAAGAGGGUAGCAAAAACUAG